Messenger RNA from Lymnaea stagnalis (great pond snail), 785 nucleotides. NCBI's taxonomy places the organism in Eukaryota, Metazoa, Mollusca, Gastropoda, Lymnaeidae. The record is from the annotation of a GenBank genome assembly.
UGUGAGAGAGGAUGGUACGGCUCACUGUGCCAGUACAAGUGCCAUUGUUCUAAUAAUAGCUGUACCAAGUGUGACAUGGGAUGGUUUGGACCUGCUUGCCAGUAUGGUAAAUUAUACGUAUGUCACUAUGAGAGGUUGUAGGCAUGUCAGCAUGUUAUGUUGUGAGAUGUGAAAGUGAGUCAUGCAUGGUUGUUGUAUUGAUUGUAUUGUAUCAGUACGGUACGUUACGCUUGGGGCAGUAUGCGUUUAAAUAGGUUGCAUACGUGUUUAAAACAGGUUGCGUAAGUGUGUAAAAAUUGACUGCAUAUGUGUAUAGAAUAGGUUGCAUAUGUGUAUAAUUAUGUAGCAUAUGUGUUUAGAAUAAGUUGAAAAUGUGUUUACAUAUGUUGCAUAUGUGUAUAAAAUAGGUUGCAUAUCUGUAUAGAAUAGAAUGCAUAUGUGUAUAAAAUAGGUUGCAUAUGUGUAUAGAAUUGGUUGCAUAUGUUUAUAAAAUAUGGUUCCAUAUCAUUAUUAUAUGCUUGAUUUACGGUUAUGCGACUCAUAAUGCAACUCCAGAAGAGGCCCCCAGUAGCACCACUUUUAACUGACCAGCCGGAUUGUUGUCUCCAACAGAAGACCUGGUCCAAUACGGCCGUGUAACUACUGAAGGCGAGGGUCCGGAUGACCUCAUCACUGACGCCGACGACGCCACCUGCGUCACGAAUAUCACGUCACUAGAAGUGGUCUGGAAUGUGUCGUAUCCAUUCACCUGGCUGAGACUAACCACCCGACAUGAAGGUGAAUGA